This is a messenger RNA of Ostrea edulis (European flat oyster), 1511 nucleotides long. RefSeq lists its product as uncharacterized. Gene Ontology annotation, molecular function: L-2-aminoadipate:2-oxoglutarate transaminase activity; pyridoxal phosphate binding. The record is from RefSeq and is a predicted model, not a curated record. Gene Ontology annotation, biological process: biosynthetic process. Lineage: Eukaryota; Metazoa; Mollusca; Bivalvia; Ostreida; Ostreidae. Bases 256 to 1440 code for a protein of 394 amino acids. The transcript has 11 exons.
AGGGGCAAAUAACUCUAACAAUUAAAAUAAAACAUUGGGACGAACAUGUUGCACAUUACCCCUAUCCCGAAAACGUCAGAAUAAAAAAAAAUUCGGAUAGGGUUACAUUAUUGCAGCUAGUGACUGACUUACGUCAAGUGUCUGCCAGGGCACGGGAUCUUGGUUAUUGAAGUUUCAUUGGGAAAAAACACCCCAGAUCAGUGAACCUUCCUAAAACCUCAGUACAGUAAACUGACUUUGUAGUGGAGAGAAAAUAUGACGGAAGUUUUUAAUUUUCGUUUUGGUGGACCAGGCGCCGACGGAGUAGCUGGAUGUAAAGAAAUUCUGUUGCAUUCAACACAGGCUCUUCUUACAGGUGAAGUGGACGAGCUUGAGCUGUUUGAUUAUGGACCUCCAAAUGGACAUCCGGAGGUCAGGCGCCAUUUGGCAGAAUUUUUGACAACUCAGUAUAAAGACAACGUUGAAAGAGACAAUUUGUUUAUUACGGCCGGUGCAACUCAUGGAUUACAUUUAGUAACUACUGUACUGAUGAGUGUGGACACGCCCAUUUUUGUCGAAGAUCCAUCGUAUUUCCUUGCCAUUGGGAUGUUCAGAGAGGACUAUCGUAAUCCUGUUAUUCCUGUUCCUACAGAUGAGUAUGGGAUAGAUGUGGAUGCCCUAGAGAAGCUGUUACAGGAAACACCUGCUCCUGCGCACGCAAAGACCCCCUUCCGGCGGAUGUUGUACACAAUGACUGUCCACCACAACCCCAGGGGAGUCUGUCUACCGCCAGAGAAAUGUCGGCGACUUGUUUCCUUGGCCAGACAAUAUGACAUGUUGAUGUUCUGUGAUGACGUCUACAACCUGUUAACGUACACAGAUAACGGAGUCCCCCCACUUAGACUUCUGUCUUAUGACAACAAGGAAGAUCCGAAUUAUAAAGGCAACACCCUCUCAAACUGCACUUUUUCCAAAAUUUUCUCACCUGGUGUGCGCUUAGGAUGGAUAGAGACGGGUCCGAGGGUUAUGAAACUUUUGAUUGAUUGUUUUACAACAACAAGUGGAUACUGUUACAACCACUACAUGUCCUGUGUGAUUGGAAAAGCAUUGGAGCUGGGCCUUAUAGAGUCUAAUCUGUCAAGACUGCGGAGGCUAUACGGGGAGAGAAUCAAAACAGCAUGUCGUCGAUUGCGGGAAAAUCAACUUCCUGUUUCAUUUGUUGAACCCAAGGGUGGUUUCUUCAUAUGGCUGCAAUUACCAGAAAAUAUGGAUGGAAAAGAUCUCUGUGAAAAGGCCAAGGCAGCUAAUGUUCUUGUACAGAUUGGAUCAAAGGCGUCACCAAGUGGUGGAUGGAAAAACUUCAUUCGCCUUUCUAUUAGUGUAUGUCCUGUGGACAAAAUCGAAAAGGGAAUAGACAAAUUGUCGGAGAUAAUUCGCUCAAAUGCCAUUCAAAAAGUGUAAAAGGUUGUAUAUCGUAAGAUGUGUUCAGGUAAAUGAUGUUCGGUAUGGAGAAAUAAAUAUAAUUAAUUCAA